Messenger RNA from Penaeus monodon (black tiger shrimp), 2839 nucleotides. RefSeq names its product gephyrin-like (gene cin). Gene Ontology annotation, molecular function: molybdopterin molybdotransferase activity. Gene Ontology annotation, cellular component: postsynaptic membrane; postsynaptic specialization; cytoplasm. The record is from RefSeq and is a predicted model, not a curated record. NCBI's taxonomy places the organism in Eukaryota, Metazoa, Arthropoda, Malacostraca, Decapoda, Penaeidae. Gene Ontology annotation, biological process: gamma-aminobutyric acid receptor clustering; glycine receptor clustering; molybdenum incorporation into molybdenum-molybdopterin complex.
CAACCGUGACAGAGCAAAAACACUUCUCUCUAGAAACUGUGUCUCUAAUUUCUCUGCUCUCUGCUCUAAGCUGCCCAGCAAUGUCAGGGAUAAAGGUUGGAAUACUGACAGUGAGUGACCGAUGUUCCCGUGGGGAGGCGGAGGACACAGCUGGUGCGAAUCUGAAGGAUCUCGUAGCCAAGAACACUCUUUUCCGAGGACAGGUUGUUGAAUAUUGUUGUGUUCCUGAUGAAGUGGACCAAAUAAAAGAGGUUUUACUCAAGUGGUGCAGUGAGAAAGAAGUUCAUCUGAUUGUCACCGUGGGUGGGACUGGAGCAGCGCCUCGGGAUGUAACUCCAGAAGCUGUGAAAGAGGUAAUUGAAAGGGAGGCAACUGGCAUGUGUAUAAAUAUGAUGACACAGUCGCUCAAAGUUACCCCACUUGCCAUGUUAUCACGCCCAGUAUGUGGAUACCGCUCAAAGAGUUUGAUUGUGACUGUGCCAGGGAGCAAGAAGGGAUCUGAGGAGUGUCUGAGAUUCCUUGCUCCAGCAAUUCCCCAUGCCAUUGACCUUCUUACAGGACAGAAGACAGCUGUAGAAAAGACCCACGAGCAGCUACAAGCAGAAGGAGUGAAAACAGGGCAUGGGCCAGUGAACCUGGAAAUAGUGAGUCGAAGGCAGAUGUGACAGCAGUAUGCCGACGUCCCAGGAAGUCUCCAUAUCCAAUGAUUUCUGUCAGCCAAGCCACUGAAAUUGUAUUAUCACAUGCAGAGAAGCUUUCUAUAAAGACUCUUCCUAUGCAUGAGGCCUUAGGCUUUGUGCUUGCAGAGGACAUCUUUGCCAAAGACCCACUACCUCCAUUCCCAGCUUCCAUAAAAGAUGGUUAUGCAGUUGUGUCCCAGGAUGGAGCAGGUAUCCGCAAGGUUGGAGGAGAUGCAACAGCAGGUUGUGGACCUGAAGAUUCUAAAGUAACCAGUGGUAUGUGUAUCAGAAUUAACACUGGUGCUCCUGUGCCACCAGGUGCUGAUGCUGUAGUACAGGUAGAGGACACAGAGCUAGUUAAGGAGAGUGAAGAUGGCAAAACUGAACUUGAGAUCAAAAUCCUCAAGGCACCUUCUGUGGGCCAGGAUAUCCGUCCUUUAGGCUGUGAUAUUGCAGUUGGGGAAAAGGUUCUUGCUUCAGGAACUCUUCUUGGUCCCCCUGAAAUGGGUCUCCUUGCUACUGUAGGAGUCACGCAUGUUGCUGUAACAAAUAAACCAACUGUUGCAGUCUUGUCAACAGGUAAUGAGCUCCAAGAACCAGGGGAGCAGUUAAAGGAAGGACACAUCCGCGACAGCAAUAAGACAACCCUCGUAUCUCUUCUGCACCAACACAACAUCCCAGUUGUAGAUGCAGGGAUUGCCAAGGAUGAUCCAACCUUACUGCUUGCAGCUCUUCGGAAAGCUCUGGACCAGGCGAGCAUCUUGGUCACCACGGGCAGCGUAUCCAUGGGAGAACGUGAUAUUUUGCGGCCUGUGCUCACUUCAGAUUUUGGAGCAGAGAUUCAUUUUGCACAAGUCUUCAUGAAACCUGGGAAACCUACUACAUUUGCCACAUGCCUUUACAAGGGAGAGAAAAAGCUAAUCCUGGGACUCCCAGGAAACCCAGUGUCAGCCAUAGUUACCUCCAAUCUUUACCUACUCCCUCUCUGUCGCAAAAUGAGUGGUCGAAGUGCUGUUGAGAAUACAUGUAUAAAAGUAAAGCUGGCCUCCACCAUAUUUCUUGAUCCCCGGCCAGAGUACCACCGAGCCACUCUAUGCUGGGCACCUGGAGAGGAUUUUGCUGUGGCAUAUUCAACUGGAAAUCAGCUCUCGUCACGACUGCUUUCCAUGGCAUCAGCCCAAGCAUUACUUAAACUUCCUCCUCGUACUGAGCAAACAAAGAGCAUCUCGGAAGGGUCUCUGGUGGAGGCUCUUUUGUUAGGGAUGUGAAGGUAGUAUUUGGUUAGCCAAAGGUAAAACAAUCACCGAAUAAUCAUUACUUGACUGUUGAUUUGCUUUUAUAAGAAUUGAGGAGGAAACUUAUUUGGCCAAGUAUUUGUAGAAGUUCCAUAAAACAUUGAGUUCUUUUUAAAAAACUGUCACGUUAUAAUUGCUAUGAUUAUUACUUAUAAUUGACUUGCUUUUAGAAAAAAAUAUGAGAUAAGGAAACAUGUUUAGCCAAAUAUUAGGAAAAGUUGGAGAAAAAACAUUCAGGUCUUUUAUGUCAAAGAUACAAAGUUUGCAUUGAUAUUUAAGUGGGAUUUAAAAGGGCCAUGCACAAAGUUUAUGAUAAUACAGAUUACAGAUUUGUUAUUUUUAUGUUUUUUUGUCUGGGAAAUCUUUUGGAUCAAAGAAUUUCCAUUUAAUUGUGUGGUUUAAUAUGCACAGAUAUUGGUUUAAUUGUGUAUUGAAAUAUUAUAAUUUACAGAAAUAUUAUAAUUUACACAAGUUAAAAGUUUGUUCAUGCUUCUUUGGGCUAUUGAAGUGUAAGAAGUUUAAAGAGCCCAUCGAUAUAAUGUAUAAGUAUUUUGUUACUCUUUUGCAGCUGCAUAAUUUAGUUUAACAGAGAAGAUAUUCUUUAUGUUCAUAAUGUGUUUCAUAUUCCUCACUAACAAUUGUAAAGAAUAUUUCUUUUUUUGUUUAAUUGUCAUUUAUGAAGGGGGAGUCUUGGAACCAUAGCAGGUAAAAAUGGUGCUAGAAUUUAAGCUGAAAGUUAGUGUCAUGGGCGGUAUAAAUGUUUUUUUUUUUUUUUGACAAAUGUUUAUUAUUGAUAAGAUUUUCAGAUUUAUAUUUUGCAUAGACACAUUGAUAAGAUAUUUGAAUAAAAAAAGAAUUCUGUAA